GGAGGCGUAGUGGGGCGGGGGCGCGGCUCGCUCGCACGCAAGAUGGCGGACGAGGACGGGGAAGGGAUUCACCCCUCAGCCUCUCACAGGAACGGAGGCGGCGGCGGCGGCGGUGGGGGGCCCGGGCUCCACUGCGCCGGGAACGGCGGCGGGGGAAGCGGCGGCCCGCGGGUGGUGCGCAUCGUCAAGUCCGAGUCCGGCUACGGCUUCAACGUGCGGGGCCAAGUGAGCGAGGGCGGGCAACUGCGGAGCAUCAACGGGGAGCUGUACGCGCCGCUGCAGCAUGUGAGCGCCGUGCUGCCCGGGGGGGCGGCCGAUCGGGCCGGGGUGCGCAAGGGGGACCGCAUUCUGGAGGUGAACGGCGUGAAUGUUGAGGGGGCGACACACAAGCAGGUGGUGGACCUGAUCCGAGCAGGCGAGAAGGAAUUGAUCUUGACCGUGUUAUCUGUACCUCCUCAUGAGGCGGAUAACCUAGAUCCCAGUGACGACUCGUUGGGACAGUCAUUUUAUGAUUACACAGAAAAGCAAGCAGUGCCCAUAUCGGUCCCCACAUACAAACAUGUGGAGCAGAAUGCUGAGAAGUUUGUGGUGUACAACGUUUACAUGGCAGGGAGGCAGCUGUGUUCUAAGCGGUACCGGGAGUUUGCCAUUCUACACCAGAACCUGAAAAGGGAGUUUGCCAACUUUACCUUCCCCCGACUUCCGGGGAAAUGGCCAUUCUCAUUAUCAGAACAGCAGUUAGAUGCCCGACGUCGGGGGUUGGAAGAGUAUCUAGAAAAAGUGUGUUCAAUACGAGUCAUUGGUGAGAGUGACAUCAUGCAGGAAUUUCUGUCCGAAUCAGACGAGAACUACAAUGGUGUGUCCGACGUAGAGCUGAGAGUAGCAUUACCAGAUGGAACAACUGUUACAGUCAGGGUCAAAAAGAACAGUACUACAGACCAAGUCUAUCAGGCUAUCGCAGCAAAGGUUGGCAUGGACAGUACAACCGUGAACUACUUUGCUUUAUUUGAAGUGAUCAAUCAUUCCUUCGUACGUAAGCUGGCACCUAACGAAUUUCCUCACAAACUCUACGUCCAGAAUUAUACAUCGGCUGUGCCAGGCACCUGCCUGACCAUUCGGAAGUGGCUUUUUACAACAGAAGAAGAAAUCCUCUUAAAUGACAAUGACCUCGCCGUUACCUACUUCUUCCAUCAGGCUGUCGAUGACGUGAAGAAAGGUUAUAUCAGAGCAGAGGAAAAGUCCUACCAGUUACAGAAGCUGUACGAACAAAGGAAAAUGGUCAUGUACCUGAACAUGCUAAGGACUUGUGAGGGCUACAAUGAAAUCAUCUUCCCCCACUGUGCCUGUGAUUCCAGAAGGAAGGGGCACGUCAUCACAGCCAUCAGCAUCACGCACUUUAAGCUGCACGCCUGCACUGAAGAAGGACAGCUGGAGAACCAGGUAAUAGCAUUUGAAUGGGAUGAGAUGCAGCGAUGGGAUACAGAUGAAGAAGGAAUGGCCUUUUGUUUUGAGUACGCACGCGGAGAGAAGAAGCCCCGAUGGGUUAAGAUCUUCACACCCUACUUCAAUUACAUGCAUGAAUGCUUUGAGAGGGUGUUCUGCGAGCUCAAGUGGAGAAAAGAGGUAAUUCUAAACGGUUCUUGCACUGACGUUUUUAUCGUUUUUUGUUGUUGUUUGUUUAAAGUUUAUAGGCCUGCGGCAAAAUACCUGAGACCCUCACCUCCAUUUCUGCCUGUCUAGGAGUAUUAGUUAGGGACUGGUUACCCCAUGUGACCCGGGACAUUCUUCAGAGAGAUUGGUCUCCGGCUGGUGACCACUGUAUAUCAAAAAGUCCUGCUUCUUCCCUUGUCUAGAGGGUGGGCAUUGGCUGUAGGCGAUCCCGUCUGUCCUGGCAUCAUGGAUCCUCCUCUGCCUGUCUUUUUUUUUUUUUUUUUAAUCAAAUCACCCUCCAGAAGGGCAGCGUCCUGGUCCAGAGGGCAGCUGUCCUCAGGUUUAGCCGUUCUGACUGGAGCAAGUCAUGACAGAAGCUUCUAGGUUCAUCAAGAGUGUAUAUGUGCAGAAAACCCCAAAGCAUCCACAGGAAAACUACUGCAACCAACAGAAGAUUUCAGCAAAGUAUCAGGAUACAAGAUAAACAUACAAAAAUCAGUUGGAUUCC
Trichechus manatus latirostris (Florida manatee) is the source of this 2158-nucleotide messenger RNA. It is a transcript of the gene SNX27, whose product is annotated as sorting nexin 27. The record is from RefSeq and is a predicted model, not a curated record. NCBI's taxonomy places the organism in Eukaryota, Metazoa, Chordata, Mammalia, Sirenia, Trichechidae. Gene Ontology annotation, cellular component: early endosome. The transcript has 11 exons. Gene Ontology annotation, molecular function: phosphatidylinositol-3-phosphate binding; protein binding. Gene Ontology annotation, biological process: endocytic recycling; intracellular protein transport; signal transduction. The coding region runs from base 43 to 1740 and encodes 565 amino acids.